Messenger RNA from Phytomonas sp. EM1, 1340 nucleotides. Lineage: Eukaryota; Euglenozoa; Kinetoplastea; Trypanosomatida; Trypanosomatidae. The record is from the annotation of a GenBank genome assembly.
AUGUUUACAAAUUCAAUACCUUUUAGCUCUCAUCAUGUUUGUUUAUUCGAUAUAUGCACAUUGGGAUUACAUAGGAAAUCCUUGAAAGGUCUUCUUUUCCUUAGAUUCGUGAAUGUGCUGAUAGUUUUAUCCCAUAUUGGUUUUGCAAUGGCCUAUAUAUUUGUCACACUGCCGCUAAAGGAUGAUAAAGGGGUUACUCAGAACGGACAAAUAGGGGUCGACAUCCCACCUAGCGAAAUUAAAAUGCUUGAGAAGAAGCGGAUUGAGUGCUUGCAUGUAUUUGAUAAUGCGAAGAAACAGCCUGCUGAUAGUCUGAGGCUUGAAUCUGAGUUCAUUUUGAAAAUGGUCGAGUAUGUUGACUUGUAUGUUAGUGCUUUAAUAAACAUGGUUAAACUAUAUCCUUCUUUUGCGGUCAAAAUGUAUUACACGUGGGCUUCACCUUUGGGUGAAAGUCAAUGUAUUGCUUACGACGACUACCGAUAUGAGCUUGUGGCCAUUUAUUACAACCUGGCUGCAUACUUUGUAAAUAUGGCUCAGCAUCUUUCUGUUCAAGCGAAUGUUGGAAGCGCUUCAAGAUAUGAGAAAGAUUCUUAUCGAGGGUUGCUCAGAGCGGCAGGUUAUUUUGCUUUAGCCCAUAAUGUUCUAAAUGAUAUGAAACUUCAACGUAUUGGUGUCGCGGAGAUGCCAUUCGUGCUUGAUAAUGUUAUUGAUUUAUUUUGUUUUCUUGAAACCCUAUCACUCGCGCAGGCGCAAGAAAUUGGAACAACACGUUCACUUCAAGCAGACUCUAAGCAAUCCUCGGAUUUAUCUACAAGGCUGUGCCAUCAACUCUUUCUUCUUUAUAAGCAAUGCAAAGAGAUAUCAUGCAGAAUUGGAAGUUCUUCUAAACAUUUUCUGAUGAUAUCCACGUUAUGUGAGAUAAAGAUUGACGUGUUUUCCGUUCUCACAUACAAUUACGCGGCCUCCUGGGCAUUUAGUUCCUCACCUUCUAAUGGGCUUUGGUUUAUAAAUAGGGCAAGGAGCGGAGUGGCUGACUUACAAAAGCGCUCAAAAAGCUAUGCGAGCAUGAAAUCUUUUUAUAAUUGUGAAAGAUUCCUUCAGACUUGCUAUUCUACAGUAAAAAGAAAUGAUGAGCGUUUAAGAAAAAUUAACUCAUUGGUUCAUCGCACAAAGAUGGCGGAAGGUGAAGUUCCGCUGCCAUUGCCUCAGGUUCUUGCUGUUAAAGAGAAAAUUGAAUUACCAAUAGAACUUCCAAAAACAGUUACGAAUCAAUAAGCUUUUUUCAUGAAGAAGUUAGACACGAUGUGUUUGGCUCCUUAUUUACUGUUGUAAUACAUUGA